Molecule: messenger RNA, 7003 nt
Organism: Canis lupus familiaris (dog)
Lineage: Eukaryota; Metazoa; Chordata; Mammalia; Carnivora; Canidae
Gene: RAB27B
Product: RAB27B, member RAS oncogene family
Exons: 7
Coding region: 272-928 (218 amino acids)
Biological process (GO): melanosome transport; positive regulation of exocytosis
Cellular component (GO): melanosome; secretory granule
Molecular function (GO): GTPase activity; GTP binding
Source: RefSeq, a predicted model, not a curated record
GGGCCGCCGGGCGGGCGGGGACGAGCCGCAGCCGCAGCGAGGACGGGCAGAGCCGCGUCCCCCCGCGGAGCUCAAGGGCCUGGCACGCGACCCCCGCCCUCCGCGGGGACCCUGGGCAGCCGGUCUGGAAAAUAUUCAGCAGAUUUGCCAAAUACAGCAGAUUUGCCAUUGGAGAACAGAGGCUUUGGUAUUUCAAAACAGAAGAUUUUUAGACACUGCUUUUGAAAUGAUUUCAAAUCAAUGUUUUUAAAGGCCCACCAAGACCAUCACUAUGACCGAUGGGGACUAUGAUUAUCUGAUCAAACUCCUGGCCCUUGGAGACUCGGGGGUGGGGAAGACAACGUUUCUUUAUCGAUACACAGACAAUAAAUUCAAUCCCAAGUUUAUCACAACAGUAGGAAUAGACUUUCGGGAAAAACGCGUGGUUUAUAAUACACAGGGACCAAAUGGAUCAUCAGGGAAAGCAUUUAAAGUGCAUCUUCAGCUGUGGGACACCGCAGGACAAGAGCGAUUCCGGAGCCUUACCACUGCAUUUUUCAGAGAUGCCAUGGGUUUCUUAUUAAUGUUUGACCUCACCAGUCAACAGAGCUUCUUAAAUGUCAGAAACUGGAUGAGCCAACUGCAAGCAAACGCUUAUUGUGAAAAUCCAGAUAUAGUAUUAAUUGGCAACAAGGCAGACCUGCCGGACCAGAGGGAAGUCAAUGAAAGGCAAGCCCGGGACCUCGCUGACAAAUACGGUAUACCAUAUUUUGAAACAAGUGCCGCGACUGGCCAGAAUGUGGAGAAAGCGGUGGAAACCCUUCUGGACUUAAUAAUGAAGCGAAUGGAACAGUGUGUAGAGAAGACACAAGUUCCCGACACUGUCAAUGGUGGAGACUCUGGAAAGCUAGAUGGGGAAAAACCAGCAGAGAAGAAAUGUGGCUGUUAGACUCUACCUAGGAACUGAUCAUCAAAACCCCCACCCAAAUAUUACUUCCAAAAAACAGUGACAAACCACAAAAUCGUUGUUGAGUAGACCAUGCAUAAUGGCAUGUCUUUUCUUUUCUGCCAGAAAAAAUCUAUUUUACGAAACCAGAAUAGUCAACAGUGUUCCAAAGAAUUGACCAGUUGUCUCUGAGGCACCCUCCAAACAAGAUCAAAGAUUUUCUAAUGUGAUCUCACUGUCACGGAUGCUCAGUUUGCUUUUUCUUAAAAAGAAAAUGAAUAUGUAAGAAAGUAUUCAAGAUGAUAUCAAUAAGUUUUAAAUCAGAAAAAAAAAUUGCCAUGUCAUAUGGGGGAAAGGGAUAGGCCACUAAAGGAAGAAUAUAGAAUGGCGGGUUUUUUUGUUUGUUUUUUAAAGAUUGGAUUUACUUCUUAUAUAAAAUUUGGUUUAUACUUUUAGUUUUGCAUUGGGGGAAUAUAUUAGCUAAAAAUGGGUAUACAAUGAAGAAGUCUAAAAGGAUCAUUAAUAAUGACUACUAUAUAUACCCAAUAAGCUGUCUUAAGGUGACUCAAGUACUGGUAAGGUUAUACGAUUGUGAAUCAGAUUUUUGUUAAAAUGUGGGAGCCUGGAUAUUAAUGUCGUUUUUAUACUCUUAAUAAAUGGCAGAUAGACAAGAACAGGACUGUGGACGACAGAGUACAAGAGAAAUGCCCUGGGAGAAAAAUGAAAGUAUGAAAACAUGGCAUUUGGACAAAUGAAAUUAAAUGUGUCUGUUACAGAUGUCUGGAAGAAUCAUUUAGCCAAAUUUCACUCAAGCCAAUUAGAAGUUGACAUUAUCAGUUGGGAUUAAGAAUCUCCAGAGGUUUCCCCUUCCAAACAAAAUUUUGGAAUUCGAUUGAGUGUUCAGUUUCAUCUGAACAUCUCAUUUUUCUUGGUAAAGGGUCACGAGGAGAAAUUAAAGUUGUCAUUUAUUAAAUAUGUCUUGAAAAAUGCAGUCAAGAAAAAUUAUUUAGCUUUAAUUGUUUUUAGAUAAACUAUGUUGGUGAUAUGAAAACAAAAGUGACUAAUAACUGUGGGUUUCUUUUUAAUUUACAAAAGUAUUGGAAACUCUAAAUCACAUUUCUACUCUCCAUGCCCACCCCUGACUUUGAAUCAAUUAUAAAAAUACAGGUGUGUUGCUUUGUAGAUCAACAACUUUAGGAUGAUGGAUUGAUUUUAUGGUCACUCUGAGUUUUCAGGUCAUUUGUCACAUAAAAAUUGAUGAUGCCUCAUGCCAUAUUACAAUAUAUUUCAUAUUUGUUUUCAUUUCUGCCUAUGGAAAAACAACCACGUUUGGUUAAAGAGUAAGGCAGGAUUGGAGCUGUGUCUUUUCUCUCUAAAAAUUUGGUUAAUCACUUUAUUUUUUCACAUAAAACAGCCUUUUCUUUUAAAAAUCAUUGCAAAAGGAUUUUCCAUUGGCCUAUUCUUAUUGUGCCUAAACUGGUAUGGCAUUGCCUUUUUAUUUUUGUUUUUGAUAAGCAUAAGCAACUUCUAUUAAACUAUUAUUUAAAUAUUUCAAUCAGUUUUAUCAGUAACAAAGGCAUCACACUCCAGAUUUUCUCUUUUUAUCAUGAGUAUAUAAUUUCAAAAGGAUGGUCUUCUUCCUAUAAAAUUUUGUCAGUUAAACUUCAUUUUUUCCACACUCUGUGCAUAUUUUUUAAGUGAUAAACAUUAGAAACCCUAAAUCACAGUCCUGCCAUUCCCCCCUUGAACCUCUCUCUACAGUCGACAUCUGGUAUGAAAUCCAUUUUAGGAACACAGAUCCGAGGGAUUGUCUAAAAUAUCUUGCAAAAUUCUCAGUGUGAACUCCUCAGUCCCUCUUAUUUCUACAGCAUAAUGCCAGCUUCUAAGAUCCAUCAUGCUUGGGUAUUACCUCCAGUGGUGUUUUUCUCUACGAUGUGAUUCAUGACCUCAGUGCCUGAGCCAUGACAAUAGAAAUCUACUAGCUGAUGUCCAGCAUGUUUUGACUGAAAGAAAAGUGAACAGAAACAAUAUAAUCAUUGCGAUGGCAAAAUUUGGUAAAUGUCUAUGGUCAUUUUAUUGACUCUUCCUUGGAUCAGGUUAUGAUGCCCCUGGCAUUUCCCUAAUAGGGAGUGUUUAGCCUUUAUGAAAUCCUAAAGGUAUUCUAUUUUGGGUUUGUUUUUCAGUUUCUACUCUUUUUCCAGUUAUAUGAUUGACUUACUUUUGCCAAGGUUCUGUCAUUGCCAGUUACUUGACGAACAUUUAUUCAGGGUCUAUUUUAAGAUCAUUAUUUGAUAGCUGUAGCAUGAAGCAGAGGGUGACGAUGCCUAUAAUUAUAGAACUCUGCCUAUAAAAAUAACAAUUAUUGGGCAACAGUCUCAAGAGGAAUGAAAUUUAAAGAAGACAAGAAAAUUAAUUUAAAAUAGCAUUCUACUUAUAAAUAAGUACUUGACCUAAGAAAGAUAUUUUUUUCUUUUCAAGUUUGACAUCUAAUCCCAAAUUCUGUGUCACCAUUGCUGCAAAUGCCUUCACUUAUUAUUACAGAAUUAAUUAUUAUGUGUAUUUCAUUUUACAAUUUCGAAUUGAUUUGGGACCAUGAAGUAUACAGGCUGCUUCAAAGAACUGCAUACCUCCUUUAACAAAACAGCAUGUAUUUUUAGCCAAGAUGUAUCCUGUUACUUGUUAUCUCCCAAACGCUUUGGUAAACCAUACUGUAUUUGGGGGAAAUAUUUAAAAUGUACAUGAAAUUCCUUUCUGAUAUAGAAAUCAUUUCUGGAGUGCUUACACUAGUUUGAUGUUUACAUUGCUCUAACACAGUGCCUCAAAUACCUCUAUGACCAAAUUUGUCUCCAACCAUAUAGCUCAUUUCCUAUUAUAUCAUAUCUGAGAAAGGCCUCACAGAGACACCAAUGCAGCUAAAGGUAUUCUAAUAUCUUCAGCAAAGGGUUCAGGAUGUUAUUAGCAUCUGCAGAUUAUUACCACCAUCUUCUGGUCUCCUAAACUGCUCAUGGAAUGAGAGUGGGCAUUGCCUGAGACUCAACUGUGAGUAGGUACAAAGUUACCUUUUAAUACAAAAAAAAAAAAAAAAUCCUUUGAAAAACAUAUCAAAAAUAGCUGAGAAAGCACUUUUUUUUUUUUUUGGUAUGACAAGGGUCACCAGUCAUGAAUUGGCAAAGAGAAAUGCUGCAUGCUAGGAAUCGAGCUCGUGGGUCUCUGCAUAAGUUUUAGAAUCACAAGUCACCACUCUAGUUGAUUUUCUCUCAUUUCCACAGAACCAGCUAUACAUUGCAAAAAACUCAAAACCAGCAUUUUCUAAAGUAAAUAUUUCAUCUGUUGUUUUUAACCAGAUGGGCCAUUCUGUGUAUCAGUGGGUGUCUUUGUUUUGCUUCCAGCCUAAGUUAUUCUCUGCCAGCCUGUCAAGGUAAAAUGAAUUGGGCGAGAGUUUUAAUCAGACCUUUUCCGUCUCCAAUGUAAAAGAGAGAAGCUUGACCAUCGAGAAGUACAGGACCACAUUAAAACUUAUUUAAUAACAGCCAAAACAUUCUAUAAACUGUAAGUUGAAUCAACGGGAAACCAACAAAUUUGAUGAAGCUCAUAUAUCAGCUAGAGGGAGAGGCCGUAUGUGUAACAGUGAACAACUAGGUAUAGUGGAAAUCCAGUACCUGUGUGUAUGACACAAAAUUAUUCACCAUUCUGUAUCUCUCUUCACUUUAAAAAAGGGUACAUAUGCUUUCCUCAGUAUGUAUCACAGUAUAAAACAUUGAGGAAAGAUUCUCAUCCAUACAGAGUCUUGGAGUUAUGAGCUCAAACUCAGAUUAUAAAGAGAUAAUAUUGAAGUUUCUGGUUUUCUAAGAUACUUAACUCUUUAAAAGAGAGAUCUGAAAGCUGGUAUCAGCCAAAGAGAUGGAAAAGUUGUCUUUCACCCAAUACCACCAAGUUUUAAAACAUUAAAAGACAGCUAAUAUAUGUAAAUAUUUUAGGGAAAGCUUUAUUAUCUUUAAAGAUGUCCAGAUACUGUCUAUAUUUGAAAAAAUUGUCUGAGAAUUCACCAAAACUGUAUUUUCUUCUUGAUCUUUGAUCAAUAUGAUAUAAACUUAUUUCUGGGGGAGUGCUAAGCUCUUAAACAUGGAAGGUAGAAGUUGAAUCUUAGAUGAGUGUUAUUGCAAUGCUUUAUAAACCUGUGAAGAUAUCUGUCUCAUAAAGAAGGACUGACAAAAAUCAUUGUUAGAAAUCUAGGGAAUUUUAGGAAUUUAUUGUCUUAGAAUUCCUGGGUGGAGACCCAACAAUGGUGACAUUGUUGAGGAAGAACUAUAAAGAAAGGUUAGAGUUCAAUGUCUGAAUAGCAUUCUUAAAUAUUGCAGAACACAGAGAAGGCCAUAUACAUGGAGGCUGAUUUUUAGGUAGAAAACGAAAAAAGAGAAUUAGUAACAAGAAGAGCUUUUUAACAUGAAGAUCCAAGGCAAGUAUUUAUAUCCAUCAUUUUUAUCUAUCAAGUAGAAGUUUAUGCCCUUAGAACUAAGCUAAUAAUAAUAAUAAUAAUAAUAAUAAUAAACAUUUAAACACCCAAUAUUUCAUUAGUGGCAUCAAAAUGUGGGAAACUUUGAAACAUUUUGUUGGCUCUAUCUGAAUUUAAUUUUCUCAUACAUUGCACUUUGACUAAUUAUUCGAGGAGUGGAAUCACAAAGAUGCUUCUCCACAGAGCUCCUUUUACCAACAGUGUAUGGUUAUUUUUGAGCUUCAUACACAGAGAGCAAAGGCAUUAGCAGUGGAAUCGUGAGGUUAUUUCAAAGAGUGUCAGCUUUUGAAGAAAAAAAAAAUGUACCAAGGAAUCAUCUUUGGAUUGACUCAUUUGAAUUUGUUUCCCAGUUACUUUUCUUUCCAACAGAUUGUGGAAAUCAUGGCUAAUACCCCUCAGCUGACUUAGUCCUAAGCAUCAUUAGCAAAUUUUGUAAAAGCAGACAUGUCUGUCCUUAACUGAAUGGAUCCCUUAUUUAAUCAAUGGGUCUUAGCCUGAUGUCUGCUGAAACAUCAAAAUAGUGUCUGUGCCUAGCAAAGUAAUAACAUAUUCUUAUACUUACUCUUUUCUUGUCCAGGUUACUUUUUCAAAAAUGCUCUUUGAGAGGAAGCUUAGUAUUAUAGAAAGGAAAGUGAGCAGAAAGAAAAAUUUGGGGACCCCGAGUAUGUCAUUAAAUAUCUUAGUGGCUUCUCCUCCUAUGGAGUUUAUUAAACCCUGUGUGCCUCGUAGGAUUCGUGUCAAGCUCAAAAGAGAAUCUAUCUAAGAAAUUGGUUUGUAAAUUAUUUUCCAUUUCAUAAACGGGCACUAUUAUCAUAGGCUAAGAAUAAUAAAAAAAUUACAGUAAUAAUUUAAACCACUUGUGAGAAGAAGUGUCAUAGCAGGGGCAAAACACUAAUUGUAGUCGUGGGUACUGGAAGCUAUCGGUGGUUAGCAACUUGAGGUCAUUGUGUGUGAUUGAAAAAGUUUAAUAUAGCUCAAGUUAUUGAGAAAAUAAGAGUUCUAUUUCAUUUUGUAUGUCAUCUUGUAUUUCUUCCAAGGAGUCCAAUUACAUUCUAGAUAGUAUAUUACAACUUGGUCAAAUCGUCCUUGUACAAAUAGGGCUUUUGUGUCCAUAGCCUUGUAAAAGAUACCGACUGCAUCUGAAAAUAUCUAAGAGAUAUGUUACCCUGCUUAAUGUGUUACAAAUAGACAAUGUUCUAACCUAACACUGAAGUGCUUCACUGUAUUCGACAGUCUACCUUUAAGUGAUACUAUUCUCAUUUUUAGGCUAAGCACUUUUGGUUGUUUUGUCUGUCAUCUACACAGAUCUCUGUUUUGUCUAGUGCUAUGAAUGUAAAUUAAAACCUUAAACAUGGAGUUUUUAUUCUCUGUGCCCCUAAGUAGACUGUGGUGCCUGACAAACACUGUUAGAUCAUUAUUUUGUUGUACCAAAGCUCUAGUGGCUUCAGAAAUCAUAGCAUCCAAUGAUUUUGUGGUGUCUGGGUUUGAAUACCAUGGUGGAGAAACUGUAUUCAGUGAUUGUUCCUGCACAUUUUUCAAUAAUAAAAAUGCAUUUUUAUCAGUUA